Ilex paraguariensis (yerba mate) is the source of this 1275-nucleotide messenger RNA. The record is from the annotation of a GenBank genome assembly. Lineage: Eukaryota; Viridiplantae; Streptophyta; Magnoliopsida; Aquifoliales; Aquifoliaceae.
AAACCAAGCACCGAACAAGAAGCUCUAUUCUUUUUCUUCUUCUUACUCUCCUUAUUCUUUCCAAGUAAACUCUAGUCAUGGCUUCCUUGUAUUCUUGUUCAUUGGCACCAACUAUUGCAUUUGUGGCCUGGUUAUUCCUUCUUCUUGUUGGAAUGAGCUCUGCUCAGUUGUCCACCAAUUUCUACUCGACGUCGUGCCCUAACGUCCUUUCUACGAUCAAAUCUGCUGUGGACUCUGCUGUCUCAAAUGAGGCUCGCAUGGGGGCGUCCUUGCUUCGUCUCCAUUUCCAUGAUUGCUUUGUUAAUGGAUGUGAUGCAUCUGUGCUGUUGGAUGACACGGCAAACUUCACUGGAGAGAAAACAGCUCGUCCAAAUAACAAUUCAUUGAGAGGAUUUGAUGUGAUCGAUACCAUUAAAACCCAAGUGGAAACGUUGUGCGCACGUACGGUUUCUUGUGCUGAUAUCUUAGCAGUUGCUGCUCGAGACUCUGUUGUCGCGCUUGGGGGCCCUAGUUGGAAUGUCCUACUAGGGAGAAGGGACUCCACAACUGCAAGCUUGAGUGCUGCUAACAGCAACAUCCCUGGACCACAAUUGAAUCUCAGCGCCCUCCUAACUGCCUUCUCAAACAAGAAUUUAAAUGCAAGGGACAUGGUGGCUCUUUCAGGAUCUCACACAAUAGGCCAAGCUAAAUGCUCAAGUUUCCGAGCCCGCCUCUACAACGAAAACAACAUAAAUUCCUCAUUUGCUACAUCAUUGAGAGCAAAUUGUCCUAGCAGUGGAGGUAAUGAUAACCUAUCUCCACUUGACACCACAAGUCCAACCACAUUCGAUAAUGCUUACUACAAGAAUUUGCAAAGCCUAAAGGGACUUUUGCACUCGGACCAGCAGCUCUUCAGUGGGGGUUCAACAAACGCUCAGGUCAACACUUACAGUUCCAACUCAGCCACUUUCUUCACAGACUUUGCAAAUGCCAUGGUGAAGAUGGGAAACCUUAGCCCACUUACAGGCACAAGUGGCCAGAUCAGGACCAAUUGCAGGAAAACUAACUGAUUACUGGCACUAAAUUGUAGAGACAGUCAUGUUGAGUGUUUGAUUGUUAUUUUUGUUGUUGACUAUCUUCAUCAUCAUCUUGUAUUUAGGUUGCUAAGAAGGAAGGCAAUAAAGGCAUUAGUUUGGAUGGUUUCUAUGUCAUUUGAUUCUGUUUUAGAAUCACAUUUAAUAAGAGUUCAGAGGUGUAAUUAUUUAAUGAUAUGCGUUAUGAGCUGUGAAAUUGGUA